Molecule: messenger RNA, 342 nt
Organism: Didymodactylos carnosus
Lineage: Eukaryota; Metazoa; Rotifera; Eurotatoria; Philodinida; Philodinidae
Source: the annotation of a GenBank genome assembly
AUGACAGAGAGCUUCAAAUUAAUGAAAUUAAUCAUAACUAUCUCGCUAACCAUCGCUCUGACGAAUAAUACCAAUCCCGUCGAAAAUCGUGAAUCUGUUAGCGAGAAAGAAACUGAAAGUGGAAUUGAUAUAGAUGGCGGUGAAGAACAAAGUGACAUUAUGCAGAUCGAUAAUAUUGGUAAUAUUGUUGAAGAACGAAGUGUUAUUGUUGAGGAUCAAAAAACAAAUAGUGAGCAUGACAAUGAUAGCGAUAGCGAUAGUGGAACAGCAGUAGAGGAUACAGAAGAUCGAAGAACUAAAUUUAAUUUUGGAAUGCACUCUUGUCUUCAACCAAUAGAUUAA